This is a messenger RNA of Durotheca rogersii, 1502 nucleotides long. RefSeq names its product Ctr copper transporter. Gene Ontology annotation, molecular function: copper ion transmembrane transporter activity. Gene Ontology annotation, cellular component: plasma membrane. The transcript has 2 exons. The record is from RefSeq and is a predicted model, not a curated record. Gene Ontology annotation, biological process: copper ion transmembrane transport; intracellular copper ion homeostasis. Lineage: Eukaryota; Fungi; Ascomycota; Sordariomycetes; Xylariales; Xylariaceae. Bases 287 to 880 code for a protein of 197 amino acids.
AUCUCUCUCUCUCUCUCUCUCUCUCUUCUCUCGUUAUACGUAGGGGUCAGCUAGACUGCCUCACUAUUACUCGAUCCAGACCUUCUCGCGUUCGACGACCACAACUAGUGACACAGUGUCGCUCCCGCGCCCCGAACCUGUCACGUCUUCCCACUCACCCUUCCUCUGUCACCGACCUCAAAGUUUCACUUGGUUCCACCGGGAACACCUGGAGCAAUUACUCGAACAUCCGCCUGCCUCCCCCCCUCGCGCUGGAACUAGGAGCAUUCACAUAGAUCUUGCUACCAUGUUGGGGCCACGCCACGAGAGCCACGAGCACUUGGCCACGAGCGGCGACAUGGACGGUAUGGACAUGAGCGGCACUGGCUCGUCGAGCAUGCACAUGAUGGGUGUCUUCCAAAACAGCAUAGCCACCGCGCUCUUCUCCGAAGCCUGGACCCCGAACUCGGCCGGCACCUACGCCGGCACCAUCAUCUUCCUCAUCGUCCUGAGCGUCAUAUUCCGGUUGCUCCUCGCCGGCAAGGGGUUCGCCGAGCAGCGGUGGCUGGAUGCGGAGAUGAAGCGGCGAUACGUCGUGGUGCAGGGCAAGCUGCCGGUGGCGGAGCAAGUGUCCACCGACAGCUUGGCUAAGAAGAUGACGCUCACGGAGAACGGCGUCGAGGAGGACGUCGUCGUGGUUCAGAAAAGGAAGACGCACCCUCGCCCCUGGCGACUCUCUGUCGACCCCCUACGGGCGGCGCUGGAUACGUGCAUUACCGGAGUGAGCUACCUUAGCAUGUUGGCAGUCAUGACUAUGAACGUAGGCUAUUUCCUCGCGGUGCUCGGAGGCACCUUCUUAGGCAGUUUGCUGGUCGGCCGAUUCUACAGCGUGGAGCACUAGGGCACGCCGAUCAGCCACCGUUUACUCGCUUGCCGGAGGGAGCGAAUCCCAAAUCGCCAAGGCACAAAGCAUCGAUGCCCGUUAAUCUACCAACACUAGGGCCAUCAUCCGUGCACUUGGUCGCUCGGGUCCCCCUCUCCCUCGAGAAUUAUCACGUGGUCCCGGCCCUAGGCUGCGGGUAUCAGCCUAUAUGAUGAUGGAGGGAGGAGGGGGGUUGUGAUUUGCCGCGAACCGAGCAUGGCGUGGCCGCAGGACGGCUGGCGGUCCCGGGCCAUUUUUGUCUUGUUUUACAUACCCUUUUUGUACACUAUCCACCGGAGAAUUGCAUCGAACCCGACCCGGCGCCCCCCCCGCCAUGCUCGAUCUUUGUAUAGAUAGGGAGUAGCGAUAAUGAAGAGUGCUCUGACAGCAGCUGCAGAGCUGCAGUGUCGCAGAGUGGUAAAGCAGAUUCUGGGGGCUAGACUCUGGGGGAAAUCGAAAACCUUCUCAAAACCGCUCACGGGCAGGGGUCAAGCGGCGACGGAGGGAGGGGAAUCCCUGUCGUUCUUCUUAUGUCUACUUACGUACCUAAUAUGCACCUGCAUAGGUAGAUAUACUCAUAUUUACACGUCUAUCUCCCACA